Messenger RNA from Trematomus bernacchii (emerald rockcod), 3002 nucleotides. RefSeq names its product interphotoreceptor matrix proteoglycan 2a (gene impg2a). The record is from RefSeq and is a predicted model, not a curated record. NCBI's taxonomy places the organism in Eukaryota, Metazoa, Chordata, Actinopteri, Perciformes, Nototheniidae. The transcript has 14 exons. Gene Ontology annotation, molecular function: heparin binding; hyaluronic acid binding. Gene Ontology annotation, biological process: visual perception. Bases 1 to 2571 code for a protein of 856 amino acids.
AUGACGGGGAAGCAGAAGUACUUACUGGGCGGUGUGGUGGUGGACUACGCUGUCACAGUGGUGGUGGAUAGAUCAGGAGUGAGCUUGGAACAACUGGACUACCUGACGCUGCAAUCCAACCGGGUGGAGAACUCGUACCGUGAAGUCAUGGAGCUCCCCACUGUGGUGUACGCCAUCAGCGAGGUCAAAGACAUCAUCACUGACGCCCUGCAUAACAACGAGCUGGACACUGUGUCUGAGGUCCCUGCAGAUGGAGACACGAAUACUGCUGCCGAUGAGCCACCAGAGGUCGCGAUCCUAGAAGAGGACGUAGAGGACGUAGAGGAUGUCGACAAAGUUGGCGUCCUGCCUGACGUCUUCGAAACCAACAGAGUGGAGAACAACGAAAAUGACAUCAUUAUCCUGGAGGAGAGUGUAGUUGUGUCUCCUGAUUCUGUCAAUACAGAUAGUGAACUUGAAGCUGAUAGCAUUGCAGAGGAGGGUCUGUUACUCGGGGACAUUGUGCAGACUCCUGCAGUAGAAACCCCCGCCGCAGAGGAGCUCCCAGCUGAGCUCCCAGCUGAGCUCCCAGCCGAGCUCCCAGCCGAGUUCCCAGCCGAGCUCCCAGCCGAGCUCCCAGCCGAGCUCCCAGCCGAGCUCCCAGCCGAGCUCCCAGCCGAGCUCCCAGCCGAGCUGUCAGAGGUUACACUUCAUGAACCCCCAGUGGAUGAAGAGGCCUCUGGAGUGGGCACAGACAACCUAAAUAACCUGCUCGAGCCACCUACAACCACAGAAGAAGAAGACGUAGAGUCUCUUGAGGAGGCUGACCCAGAACAUGGGCUGACCACAGAGGAAGAAGAAGAAGGCCCGUCUGUCCUGGUCUCACCUCCUGAGACUGAAGAGGAAGCGAGUGAAGCACCAGAACCGUUGGCAGAAGAAACAGGUGAAGAAUCGGUGGAAGAACCAGAAGAACAACCAGAAGAACAACCAGAAGAACAACCAGAAGAAGAACAUGCAGAAGAGGAAGACAAUACUGUGGUGCUGACCAUUCCUGAGGAACCUGUGGCUGAAGAAGGUGGCGUGGAGGAAGCAACAGAGAACGAGGUAGAAGAGGCUGCACCUGAAGCUCCUCCUGUGGAGGAAGAGGGCCCGGCAGCUCCAGAGCUCUCCACAGAGGAUCUGACAGAGGAUGAGAUCCUACUGGUCAACGUUGAUGAACCAGAACCACUAGUGACGGACUCUCUGAACCCGGUCCAACCCACUGCCCUGUCCCCAGAGAAGGAGUCGCCCUUCACCCGCAUCUCUGAUAUUGACACCGCCCUGGAGGAACAACCUGACAUCAUCAUCCCUUCACUGGUGGAGAUCCAGACCACUGACGGAGGCUUGGAAGGUGCCACUAAUGGAGACAGCGACUAUGAAGUGGUCCAUUAUGGUUAUGAGUUGAUUAACCACACAGAGGAGGGCAGCACUGGCUUUCCGUUUGGUGCACACGGCACAGACCAAGUCAGUAUCGCCAUGCCUGUGAACCCCGGACGAGCACUGAUGGUGUUCUUCAGCCUGAGGGUGACCAACAUGAUCUUCUCAGAGGAUCUCUUUAAUAAGAAAUCCCCAGAAUACAAAGCUUUGGAGCAACGAUUCAUAGAGCUGCUUGUGCCCUACCUGCAGUCCAACCUGAGUAACUUUGAGAACCUGGAGAUCCUGAACUUCAGGAACGGGAGCAUCGUGGUCAACAGCCGGAUGAAAUUCGGAAAACCUGUUCCAGAAACCGUCACCACCACCGUCUAUCUGAUCCUGGAGGACUUCUGCAACACAGCCUACCAGACCAUGAACCUGGCCAUCGAUAAGUACUCACUGGACGUAGAGUCAGGUGAUAAAGCCGACCCCUGUAAGUUCCAGGCGUGUAACGAGUACGCUGGGUGUAAGGUGAACAAGUGGACGGGGGAGGCAGAGUGUGUCUGUAACGCAGGAUACUUCAGCGUGGACAGCCUGCCCUGUCAGAGCAUCUGUGACCUGCAGACUAACUUCUGCCUCAAUGAUGGCAAGUGUGACAUCAUCCCCGGCCAGGGAGCAAUCUGCAGGUGUCGUGUCGGGGAGAACUGGUGGUACAGAGGAGAGCACUGUGAGGAGUACGUGUCUGAGCCGCUGGUGGUCGGCAUAGCGAUUGCCUCCGUAGCUGGAUUCCUAUUGGUGGCGUCCGGAGUCAUCUUCUUCCUCGCCAGGACGUUACGGGAUCAGUACGACAAGGAUGAGUCGGAGGAUCCCAUACGGCGAGCAGAGAGUGUCCCGUCUCUCGAGAGGGCGACUAAGUACAACCCCAUGUACGAGAGCGAGGCCACCACAGGCUACAGCCACUACUACCGCCGCUAUCCUGAAGCUGCGGUGUACAGCAGUGCCAGCGCUGAGGCCUCCACUGACUUCAGCAGCGAGGAGAUACGACACAUCUACGAGAACAGUGAACUGACCAAGGAGGAAAUCCAAGACAGGAUACGCAUCAUUGAGCUCUACGCAAAGGACCGACAGUUUGCAGACUUUGUACGGCAUCAUCAAGCUGUUGUGGACACACGCAGAGAGAGCUCCUCUGCACACACAUGAAACUCUCCUGUGAAUAAGAAACAUGCCUCUAUGCUAGAAAAGUGAAGACUCUCCACUUUCUUCAUCAUGGCACUCACAAUCUGGACUGGUUAAGACGGACUCAUUCAGCACGCUGCUCUUUAUUUCCUCGACCCAACGACCCCUUUCUGUUUCUACGUAUUUCCCCCGAACUGUUGACUGUUCUUCCUCCUUCCUUUGUGCCUUCUCUUGACUGGUCGAGCUGUGUGUGACAUCACGUGUUGCUACUGGAUGUGUCCCUCUGGACUGCAUCCUACUACUUGAAAUGUUCAUCUCAAUACUGUCUUCAGUAGUACUUUUGUUUUGUGGAACAAUCGGUCUUGUCAACUCAUGUCUGUCAAUUCUUAGAGGGAACAACUUUAAGACUGUGAAUAUGUAAAUAGUGUCUCUGUGAGGUUGUUUGCUAGUUAAGA